Synchiropus splendidus (mandarinfish) is the source of this 4656-nucleotide messenger RNA. It is a transcript of the gene valopa, whose product is annotated as vertebrate ancient long opsin a. NCBI's taxonomy places the organism in Eukaryota, Metazoa, Chordata, Actinopteri, Syngnathiformes, Callionymidae. The coding region runs from base 4 to 1170 and encodes 388 amino acids. Gene Ontology annotation, molecular function: G protein-coupled receptor activity. The record is from RefSeq and is a predicted model, not a curated record. Gene Ontology annotation, cellular component: membrane; photoreceptor outer segment. The transcript is spliced from 5 exons. Gene Ontology annotation, biological process: visual perception; G protein-coupled receptor signaling pathway.
ACGAUGGAUAGUCUGAGCCUCUCCGUGAACGCCGUCUCCUACACGGCGGCGGCUGAGCUGGCCCCCGGCGAUGACCCCUUCAGCGGACCCAUCCAGGGCAUCGAGCCCUGGCACUUCACCGUCCUGGCCGUGCUGAUGUUCGUGGUCACCUCUCUGUCGCUCAGCGAGAAUUUCCUCGUCAUGUUCGUCACUUACAAGUUCAAGCAACUGCGGCAGCCGCUCAACUACAUCAUCGUCAACCUGGCCAUCGCGGACUUUCUGGUCUCGCUCACCGGUGGACUUAUAAGUUUCCUCACCAACUCCCGGGGCUACUUCUUCCUGGGCCAGUGGGCCUGCGUGGUGGAGGGCUUCGCCGUCACCUUCUUCGGGAUCGUGGCCCUUUGGUCGCUGGCUGUUCUCUCCUUCGAACGCUUCUUCGUCAUCUGCCGGCCUCUGGGAAACAUCAGGCUGCAGACGAAGCACGCCGUCCUGGGCCUGAUCUUUGUCUGGACCUUCUCCUUCAUCUGGACCUUCCCUCCGGUGCUGGGCUGGAACAGAUACACCGUCAGCAAAAUCGGAACCACCUGUGAGCCCGACUGGUAUUCCACCAACAUCACAGAUCACAGCUACAUCAUCACGUUCUUUGUCACCUGCUUCAUCCUGCCGCUCGGCGUGAUCUUCUUCUGCUACGGGAGACUGCUGCGGAAGCUCAGGAAGGUUUCUCACGGCCGCCUGGCCACAGCCAGGAAACCCGAGCGACAGGUGACCCGCAUGGUGGUGGUGAUGAUCGUGGCCUUCAUGGUGGGCUGGACGCCCUACGCAGCCUUCUCCAUCCUGGUCACGGCUCAUCCCACCAUCCAGCUGGACCCUCGGCUGGCUUCCAUUCCUGCCUUCUUCUCCAAGACGGCUGCAGUCUACAAUCCAAUCAUCUACGUCUUCAUGAACAAGCAGUUCAGGAAGUGCCUCAUCCAGCUCUUCACCGGCAUGGGCUCCAUCCCCGAGAGCAACAUGAACCAGACGUCCGAACGGCCGGGACUCACAGCCGAGAGUCAAACCGGAGAGAUGUCCGCCAUCGCGGCUCGCAUCCCGGUGGGCGGCACGGCCUCACCGCGCUCGGACGAGUCGCCAACAGACUGCGGCGGCUCCUUUGCUACGCUGCCCAUCCCGGAAAACAAAGUGUGCCCGAUGUAACCGCCUCAGUCAGAACUCUGUGGAGAGAGUGGAGGAGGAAGGUGCCUCACGAAGGGUGGAGCUUCCACAAAAGGAGAGCGAGCACAAUGGGCGUGAGUUGUACAGACUGUAAGCAGCACCUGGCGUGAUGUAAAUAUUUGCUUGUGCACCUAAAUCAGCUUGAUUCUGCGACCUACAUAACGCCACCUAGAAAAAGUUAGAUGAGGGCCAGUGAUCCAUUAGUGAGUACUUCUUGGAUAGCCUUUUAUCUUGCCUUCGCCUUUGAAGUCCAGCUGAGGAGAGAGCAUUGUUUUUUUGUUUUUUCCAGGUCUUUGUUUUGACAGCUUCAGUCAUCCCUGCGCGUCAGAAGGAGAACUCUUCUGAAUUCCGAUCUUCUCUUUCCCCAUGCAGACUUGUCUAGGUCUAGUCUUUCAUCUUGACUGGAGACGGUCAAUUGUACUCUGAGAUGCGAGUCUCCUAUCGCCGCCGCUGCUGAUACAGGAGGACAGUUAUUCAUGAAGGGCCAGCGGGGGGUCGGCAAACAAACACACUCACGCACAUGCAUGAAACAUGGCGUCGACACGAGGCACGUCUGAGGAGCGCCGAAGUUCCGGCUGACGUUCAGAAGCAAUGGCGAUUCGUCCUCAUGAGCACAAGUCUACAGCAAUAUUCUUUAGUCAUGCUUGACCGCGUCGGCUUGAGCACAUGUAGCUGUGAGUGUUAGAAUGUCUUUGAACCUGUUGUGCAUGUUUGUUUGCUAUUGCUGGGUGUUUGUCAGACAUCAUUGUGUUCUGCUGCACAGUUGUUCAGUUUUAAAAGUGACAGUAAAGUGUUCGCUGUGUGACGGUCGUGUUAACAGUAAGUGUCCACGAAGGCUUCCCGCUAGUCAAGUUUAACCCUCCGCAGCCCCCGAACUAUAGUGUCAAAGCACCACAUACAGAAAUGUUUUUUUUUUUCUUUCAUGACUCUCUAGUCACUAAGCCCCCAGUGGAGCCAUUUUUGCUGUAGAAAAAUAAAUACUCAGCAUACAGGAACAUCGACAACAAAAUUUGCUACACUACUACUAUUACUACAACUAAUAAUAAUAAUAAUACAUUCAUGAAUAACUGUCACUAUGGGUGCGCCAUUUUUUGAGCUAAAACACCUGCCCUCUCAAAAUGCCUGUGCAAGUGCCUGUUGUUGAGUGAAGUCCCUUAAGGUUAAUGCCAUGAUCACUGUUGUGACACUUUUUCAUGAGCACUUUUUGCUUUACAUGCUAAUGUGUUAGGCAGCGACAAGUUAAGUACAUUGCUUCUUUGUUAAACCUGUCACAGAGUGCAGAAUUCUUGCUCCAGCUGGUCACCUAGCGCAGGGAAAACCUGCGUACAGACUUCGGAAUGAGCAAGUCGAACCCUUGAUUCUUCCUGCUUCUCCGUAUUUCUGUCCCACCGUUGAUGCCAUGCAUGAGGGAGACUUGCCGUCCCAACCUGGGCUCGGUCGUCUUCGGUAAUGGCGCUACACAGCGACCUCCACACCAACUUAACUUUGCAAGCUUCACUCGCAAGUUUCCGAACAAACUCAGAGGUGACAUCACUUUUUUCUUGUCUGUUUUCUUUGGAUUGGCGGGACACCAUCUAUACAAAUAUAGUUACCACCACCAUGGAAAAAGCAACAAACUAACCCGAAGCACAGCUCUUUGUGGUUUUCAUUUCAUUGUAAAAUAAUUCACACGCAGCGUUUUUUAGUUGCUGUGUGAACCCGGAACUGAGUAGCGAAGUAGCGUAGUCCAGCUAACAGAAAUUCAAACUUCUCUGAAACUGUCGAAGCAUUUUAAAAGUGAAGUCUUAGCUGCACUAAUUCAGUUUUCUGGCCAGUCAGGGUCACAGCUGAACUUCUCUGUGGACAUUUAGCAAAACAAACAAUGUUUGUCACCUCUAUGGUAGUGAUGGGUCGAUGAGGUAUCAUGAAACAGUAUUAGAGGGUUGAUGAAACAGUGUCCUAAUAUUCAGAGGCCACUAGAUGGCGCUCUCUGUUUAGAAAUGAUGUGAGGUUUCAUUGAAUUUGUUGUUCAAUCCUAACAUUAUACAGUGCCAUCUGGUGGCCUCUGUUUCAUGAAGCCUCACCUACCCUUCAAUACUGUGUCAUGAAACCUCAUGAACCCAUCACUACUCUAUGGUGCAACUGGUAGAAAUUAGCAUUGCAGCAGCUACAGUAUGUGAACAGACAGUGCAUUUCGCCUUAAAAAGAAAACAAACCUUUAAAAUAAAUCCAGCAUCUGGAUACUAAAGCACAAAGAAAGUUUUUCGUAUUCUAACACUGUUCUUGCACCUCGACACCUGAUGGUUGUCACAGUUAAGUUGCUACUGGGGUGUGACAGAAUAAGGCCACGUGGAUCCACAUGAGAGCAGAGUCAGGUCCCACUCCCAAACAGAGACUCUUUGGUGGAUGAUUUCGGCAUCAACACUGGACGCUAAAAUUGACCACCUGAAAAGAGCUGCCAUUUGACAUCUUGCGAGAGAGGGUGUGUGGGUCAAUAUUUGCCUUUCAGCCUCACAAACACAACUUUUUGAAACCUAGUCCAACGCGCUGAUGCCAUAGCCCUGACCUCAGUCUUUCACCUAGAUAGUAGUCACCUCAACAUGUUCGCAGACGACAGAGCGGAGCUUGUUCUGCAACAUCUUUUGAGCUCACUGGGAAUAUUGAGAAAAUGUUGAGAAGCCCGACACAGACCCGCCCAGAGUUCAGUGGGCGAGCCACCACAGACCUGCCCACACUUUUGCCCAGACUUUCUAAAGUCGUCGUCCAUUUGUUGUCAAGUGUGACACAACAACCGCUCAUCCUGGAUGUCGUUUUGAAAUGCGUGUUGUUCUUAUUUUGUGUGGCCACACCUUCCGCGCAGCCCAGAAGAGCUGGAUAUGUAGAGUGAACCGUGCAGCCAGUCGACAACAAUACAGCUCCAAAACCACACGGUCUCCUAACUGAAUUACCGAUGAAUGUUCGAGAGAUACACAAGUUUGGUGUCUAUGUAAUUUUGCACACACACUUGCAUUUGCACUUCAAAGGAGCUUGGUGCAAUGUAGCGGUCAAUCUUCACAGUGUUGCGCGGAUGUCGACCUUUCGGCCCUCUGGUUGCGUCAUUCACCCUCACAAACACGCGUCAGUGUGAGUACAGUAGACGUGUUCUGGAGGUGGUAAACUCACCUUGAGGACCUGACAGGCUAUAAAUCAGGCACGUCUGCCGGGGCUCCAUGUUGGUGCAAGGAUUACAGAUCGCAUGCUGGUGACGCGACGGAACACGUCGCACGUGUACAGCCGGCCUGAAGCUUCCGUCCCGAAUAUCAAUGUGUGUUGUGUUUUUAACAGCAUGUGCAUUCUGUGUCACGAGUGCUGUCGUCUUGCCUCUUCGGUUCACUGGUCACAUGCAUGUUUGGAAACAGUCUGUAUUAAAGUUUAUUUUUCAAAGCGUUUUGUUUGUUUUCAUUGAGUGGUUCCGUCAGCGGAAACAUGCAGAUCGAGAUAUUUGGAGAA